AUGAUGUUUGAAAAGCUCACUUUGGCUUGUGAUAGACUCCUAUCACAUCGGCAGCUCGCAUGUUGUAACUCAUAUUGUGGCAUCCCACUGCAUGGGAAAGACAUGUUGAUUUACAGUAAUGUAGAUAUCCAGCAGAAGCCCCUGCUGCUGACUGGCCACCAUGGUGAGAUCAGUGCCAUGACUUUUGGAAAAGGAAGCAGACCUGUUCUCCUCUGCUCUGCCUCUGCCGAUUAUAUCAUUGUAUGGGAUAUUGAUCUGUGCCAGAAGAGAGCGAUGGAGGGUAAAGUUGCAGCUGGAAUAGUUAUCGGGACUUUACUGGGUGAAGUCAUCCAUCUGUCAUUCUGUUUCUCUGAUGAACGAGUGGCUGCAUGCUCAGGAGCUACUGUAUAUAUUCUCUGCUCAAAGAGAAAGGAAGUUGUGUCUUCUUUGACCGGCCACCUCGGACCUUUAACAUCAGCAGAGUUUUGUCCCUGGAAUAAAGACAUUAUCAUCACCACAUCAGAGGACCGCACUUUUAAGGUGUGGGAUUUAAAAACUGGAGGUGUAUGCUACCACUCCUUUGUGCUUUCAGCCUCUCCACUGCUCAGUGCAUUCUUCUUGGAGGAGACCAGGCACUUCAUCACUGGCUCAGUUGAUGGACAGGUGUGGUGCUUUUCUCUCCACGAUGACCACAAGUGUCACCUGGUGACCAAAAUGGACCUUCAGAAGAUGGAAAAAAGACAUCAAAUGCACCAAGACACUGUGGGCCAUCAAGCAGAGGAUGCAGAUCAAUCAGCUGUAGAUAAGGUGGAGACUGAAAAACCUGUCUUCAAAAUGGCUUUUUGUAGCUCACUUACUGACACCAAUAAUGAGCAGAUAAAGGACAACAGCUGGUUAUGUAUUGGAAGCUCAGAUGGCCUGUAUGUGGUGGAUCUGGCUACCUCAGAGCUCCUAACAGUACUAUAUUUCAAAGGAGGAACAAAGGAGCAGCCUCUGGUUUUCCAUUCAAAAGUGAAAUCAUCUGGAUACACCAGUGCCCCACGAAGGAUAAUGUUUUCACCCAAAACAAAUAUUCAGAAGAGUCAUUCCUCUAAAAAGGCUAACAAAACUACAGGUUUACUCAGAGAUUAUCCAGCAGACAGUGCAGCACCUACUGUUCCACAUGUUCAUCUCAGCGUUGCUAACAAGGCAGUCAACUGCCUUCAUUAUUCAGGUGAUGGAAAACAAAUCCUGUGUGGUCUGGGCGACAGCUCAGUGUUAUUGUACAAGUCCUCCCUUACUGGCAAUCCAGCUGUCUACACAGGUCAUGACAAGCCAGUGAGCAGUGUUAGCUGGAGCCUCAACAGACAGUGGUGGUUGAGUGCAUCAGAAGACCAGUCACUACGAGUCUGGGCGCAUGGCAGCACAGAGCCUGCCAUUAUCAUGGGUGACAGUUUGUUCUCCAAACCCAUAAGAGGUGCUCAGUUUUACUACCUCGACAAAUUUCUGCUUUUUGCAUCUGGACCCUCCCUGUACUUGUACCUGUAUAAUGUGGACAUCACACGCGAUGACAUCAAGAGAUAUCAGCAGCGGAGUGUCGUCAAAUUGGCGAGGUGCCUUACAACAACAUCACCAACCGACAUCACUGCCUUGUCUGCAGUCAAUGAUUUCUUCUCUUACAUUGUCCUGCUGUGUGGUUCAGAUCGAUCCAUUCAAGUGUUUGACAUGAACAAAAGUACAGUGUCCUCAGAGCUGCCUGAUGCCCACAGCAGAGCUGUCCACUGCAUUACACAGAACAAGGGCUCCAUGUUCAGCACACAGGCACCGGAGUCAUACAACCUCUUCCUCACCAGUGCAGUCACAGAUGGUGUAAAGAUUUGGGAUCUCCGUACUCUUAGGUGUGUACGGCGUUAUGAGAACCAUCUAAAUCGCUGCCAUCCAUGCUCUUCAGCCAUCUCACCAUGCGGCCGGUUCAUUGCCUCGGGAUCUGAGGAUAACUGUGCCUAUGUGUAUGACAUCCGUAGCAGCAGUUACCUCCACAAACUUCAAAAACAGUCGGACACAGUGCUCAGUGUGACGUUCAACCCUGCCACACCAGAGGGAACACACAAUGACGAAGUGGGUGGUAAGAGAGACGAUGAGGACGUCCAGGACAGUUUUUCCUCCCAGGGACCUGUGGGGGAAGGGGAGCAGGUUGCACCAUCUCAGACCACCACCACCAACCCAGUGGACAUGAA
Seriola dumerili (greater amberjack) is the source of this 2195-nucleotide messenger RNA. It is a transcript of the gene wdr27, whose product is annotated as WD repeat domain 27. Lineage: Eukaryota; Metazoa; Chordata; Actinopteri; Carangiformes; Carangidae. Gene Ontology annotation, molecular function: protein binding. The transcript is spliced from 21 exons. The record is from RefSeq and is a predicted model, not a curated record. The annotation marks the transcript as partial.